AUGAGUUCAUCUACAAAAUCUGAAGAUAAUGGUGUUCAAACAAGAACAACAGCUGAGCUAGAGCCACCUUUGAUUCAAGGAGUGGAAUUGAUAAGACAAGGCGAACCAAGACAUGUUUUAACAACAUGGUGGUUGCUAGCUAAUGGAGGGCCAAUCGAAUGGGGUAACACCUUGAUUCAAUCAAAACUUGUCCCGGUCGUCUAUGGGAUCUCAUUCGUAACUACCUCAAUGGAACUUUACCUCCCCCAAUGGGCUACUAUGCGUUUGGUUGACCUCUCUCUCAUGGUAAACAAAUUAUCCGGCCCAUUUCCAAGAGUUCUCAGCAGAAUAACUACCCUUGAAAGGUCAAAUGGCUUAAUGCCUUGUUGGUGCAGAUCUACAUGGGGCACUUAUUCUAGGUUAAAACUCACUGCACCCUUUGCACGAUGCAAAAUGGCUGGUUUCACCGGAGUGAGUGGGAUCAUGAUCCGUGAAACUGCAGAGACAAGUAUUGCUAUGUUUAUUUGUUUUCAGAGGUCAAGUAUUGCUAUCAUCUCACAUUUGAGUUUAUAG
This is a messenger RNA of Lactuca saligna, 552 nucleotides long. Lineage: Eukaryota; Viridiplantae; Streptophyta; Magnoliopsida; Asterales; Asteraceae. The record is from the annotation of a GenBank genome assembly.